UUUACGGGAUAAUGUCACUGUAUUUUAAAGAUACAUACUUUUAAUAGACAAAUAAAUUGAUAUUUAAAUUAUCUUCAUUUCAACAAGAAGUUGUCUACUUGCAGCGGUAAUACUAGAGAUAUUUUGUUAUUGAACCGUCUUGAAUACAUUUGUAAAUGUCCGUGUCAUUGUGCGUUUUGCGUAUUGAAAUCGACGAAGAUCUACCCGAAAUGGGUGAUAAUGCAUCUGAAGCAGAAGCAGCUAAAGAACAAAAGAAAAAGGACCGUGGUGCUCGAGAUAGUAAGACAAUAACAGUAGAGACAUAUGCCAGUGUGCUGGUUGGUUCUAACACUGAUUCCGGAAUCCUGCCUACAAGCUCACGGAGAUCUCCACCUGAAGAUAAUGUCUGUAAUGACGAUGAGACUAUUAAUUUCUUCUGUGGCAACCCAUUAGUAGAGGUUACAAAAGGAGUUCUGCAUUUGUAUAAAGAAAAUGAAUUGAAGGAGGCAGAGGAAGCGAAGACACUCUGUCUACUGUCGGUACCAGGUGCACUAGGAGCACCAGACCUGCUUGCAUUUGCUGCGGCCUGUCAACAAGAUAUUGCACAUGUCAGAGUACUAAGAGAUGGCUCGCUCGAUCACUACAUGGCUUUACUUACAUUCCGUACAUCGGCAGCGGCUCGUGAGUUCCACUCUGCGUUCGACGGCGUACCUUACAGCAGCCUGGAGCCGCACGCGCUGUGCCACAUGGCGUGGGUGUCUCGAGUGGAGUGGGCCAGAGAUGGCACACCACCUCCCUCACAUACUGAACUACCCACAUGUCCUGUGUGCUUGGAGCGUAUGGACGAGAGUGUGGCGGGAGUGCUGAGCGUGCAAUGCGCGCACGCAUUCCACUCUGAAUGUCUGGUGCGGUGGAGAGAUGCGCGCUGUCCGGUGUGUCGGUGUGCGCAGACUCCGGAGCCGCGAGGUGUGGCGCGCUGCGACCAAUGCCACGCCGGCGCCGCACACCUCGCACAGGGAGAGGGGGAGGAGGAGGUGGAAGUGGGGGGUAGAGAGGGUCUGGCGGAGGGUCUGCCCGAUGGGGUGACGGCAGGCGCGCUCUGGAUCUGCCUCAUCUGUGGACAUGUCGGUUGUGGCAGGUAUGAAGGAGGUCACGCUGCGAAACACUUCCUCGCUUCCAACCACACUUACGCCUUACAAUUGGGGUCCAACAGGGUAUGGGACUAUGCAGGUGACAACUUCGUACACCGUCUGGUGCAGAACAAGACUGACGGCAAGCUGGUGGCGGCGGAGGGGGCGGGCGGGGAGGAGGAGGCCUGCGGGGGGGAGAAGCUGGACGCAGCUCAGCUCGAGUUCACUUACAUCCUCACACAGCAGCUCGACGGACAGCGAGCGUAUUACGAGGACAAGAUCGCAAAAUUGGAGUCUGAGCGCAGCGCGGAGUGCGAGGCGCUGAGAGCUCGCGCUGCGGCUGCGGAGGCUGAGAGUGCGGAGCUGCGCGGUCAGGUGGCGCUGCUGACCCGAGAUAACAAGGCACUUGACAGGCGUCUGCAGCAUCUCACUGCAAAGAUGUCAACACUGCAGAGUGAGUUGAGCGAGGAGCGCGGGCUGGCUGCAGCACUGGCCGGCAGCCAGGCGCAGUGGCAGGAACAGGCACGGAUCAAGGAACAGACAUUUAUGCAAGAGGUAGCAGAUCUCAAAGAACAGCUACGUGAUGUCAUGUUCUUCGUAGAGGCUCGUGGCCAACUCGAGAAGUCAGAAUGUGCGACACAGGAGGAGAUAGCCUCCGCCAGCGUGUCCGUUGCACCAGCCAAACCACGACGCAGGCGACGGUAGCUUCACAUUACAAACUAGAACUUGAUUAAUAUUAUAAAAUGAUGUUGUGAAUACUUCUUGUCUAAUGACCAGUCUUUUAUACUUGUUCUCUAUUUGACGGCUGAAGAAAUAAAAUAAAUCUAUGACAUUGACAGGAGCUUAAAAAGGUUAUGGUUAUGAUCGAAUCGAUUACCGUGAAAAUCGAUUUCCUAAAAAACUGUCAAUUAUUUGUGAUGAUCCUAUUGUAUUAAUUUAUUCAUAAUACAGGGCUUUUGAGGACACAAAAAUGUCCGUUUAAAAAUAAAAAAUAAUGUUAAGUUAUAAAAGUGAUGUAAGUUAUAAGCAUGGAGGAAACUU
Papilio machaon (common yellow swallowtail) is the source of this 2150-nucleotide messenger RNA. Its product is annotated as BRCA1-associated protein. NCBI's taxonomy places the organism in Eukaryota, Metazoa, Arthropoda, Insecta, Lepidoptera, Papilionidae. Gene Ontology annotation, biological process: protein ubiquitination; Ras protein signal transduction. The record is from RefSeq and is a predicted model, not a curated record. Gene Ontology annotation, molecular function: zinc ion binding; ubiquitin protein ligase activity. The coding region runs from base 156 to 1814 and encodes 552 amino acids. The transcript has 10 exons. Gene Ontology annotation, cellular component: cytoplasm.